AUGGAUGUGGCCACGGAGCGAUGGAUGCACCACUCUGCCGUGUUGAGCGCGCAGCACACGGCCUCGGAGUCGCACCAUCACCCGGGCCUGGGUCACAACUACAUGGAGCCGGCCACGCUGCCUCCGGACGAAGUGGACGUUUUCUUUAACCAUCUGGACUCGCAAGGGAACCCGUACUACCACAACACCCGGGCCCGGAUGUCCUACAGCAGCCCGGCCCACGCUCGUCUGAGUGGAGGCCAGGUUUGCAGACCGCACCUCCUGCACAGCCCCAGCGGGAUCUCAUGGCUCGACAGCGGGAAAGCAGCUCUGUCAGCCGCCCACCACCACCACCACCACAACCCCUGGGCCGUGAGUCCCUUCAGCAAGCCCAGUCUGCACACCCCCUCCACGGGCAGCGCGUCUCCCGGGGGCCUCUCUGCGGUCUACCCGUGCAGCAGCAGUUCAAACUCGGUCUCUGGUUCGUCCCUCACGCCACCCGCUCAUCCAAGCCCUCAUCUGUACACCUUCCCCCCGACACCACCCAAGGACGUUUCCCCGGACCCUGGAGCCGUGUCCCCGUCCUCCUCCGCGGUCAGGAUGGACGAGAAGGAGUCGCUGAAGUACCACAUCCAGGAGAGCAUGAAGAUGGAGAGCUCCAGGGCGCACCAGGCCAUGGCCACGUACCCGUCAUACGCGCUCCCCACGCCCGACUACGGGAGCCUGUUCUCCGCGGGGAAUCUGCUGGGAGCCUCCUUCUGCAGCAAGAAUAAAAACAAGACGAGAUCCUGUACCGAAGGGCGCGAGUGCGUGAACUGCGGCGCCACGUCCACGCCGCUCUGGAGGCGGGACAGCACCGGACACUACCUCUGCAACGCAUGUGGACUCUACCACAAGAUGAACGGCCAGAACAGACCUCUCAUCAAACCCAAGAGGAGACUGUCUGCUGCGCGGAGAGCAGGGACGUGUUGUGCGAACUGCCAGACGACUACCACCACGCUCUGGAGACGCAACGCCAACGGAGACCCGGUCUGCAACGCAUGUGGCCUCUACUACAAGCUGCACAACGUGAAUCGCCCGCUCACCAUGAAGAAGGAAGGCAUCCAGACACGCAACCGCAAGAUGUCCAACAAGUCCAAGAAGUCCAAGCGCGGAGGCAACGGCGACAGCUACGAAGACUUCACCAAAUCCAUGCACCAGCACCACGACAAGAGCCCCACCCCCUUCGGGUCGCUGACGGGACACGUGUCUAUGUCCCACCACCACCACCAUCACCUGGCCUCCCCCUUCUCCCACACGGGACACAUGCUGCCCACUCCCACCCCCAUCCACCCCAGCUUCGGACACCACUCCAACAUGGUGACCGCCAUGGGAUGA
Knipowitschia caucasica is the source of this 1356-nucleotide messenger RNA. The record is from the annotation of a GenBank genome assembly. NCBI's taxonomy places the organism in Eukaryota, Metazoa, Chordata, Actinopteri, Gobiiformes, Gobiidae.